AUGUCCGCGGUAGAAACACAGCUGCAAAGCCCGAUCGAGGGAAGUGAUAUGGUGAACGGUAAUCAAACGGCAACCAUACUGGAGCUGGCAAUGGUCGCGCUACGGUUAACUAAAGCGACCGGUACGGAUGGCAACAGUAAUAAUGGCCACCAGCAGCGACUACGACAACAGAUUACGCUCAGUGAGGUGGCUUAUCACGAUUGCUAUGACGAUUGCUGGAUCGUACUGUACGAUCGUGUGUACGAUGUUACGAAUUUUCUGAAAUUGCACCCUGGCGGACAUGAUGUGCUGGUGGAGAAUGCAGGACGCGACGCUACCAUCGCCUUCCUCAAUGCUGGACACUCUGGUACGGCGAUCAAGUCCCUCAAACAGUACGAAAUAGGCGAACUUCCACCGAGCGAAUGUAUCUACAGGUGUACGGGAAAGCUCACCCUAACCCUGCCCGACUAAACGGUCGCUGAGGGCUGGAAAAUGCGAAUGCCUGUACGCUCCAAACAGCAAAGCCCUUAAUACCUCUCUACCAGCUGCAUCCAUUUCACACCACGAUGAUGGUUCAUCGUGCUCUUGUGCUAUUUAUUGCAUUUUCGAUUUCCCCCUUACGUUAACGAAUGGUAACUGAGCUUUAAUUUUAAAUCUAGAUGUGACAGUAUUCGACGAACUUGAGAACACGUUGAGACUUCGUUAUUAUUAUUUAAGCACAUACAUUAAAGUGAGCGAAUAGAACAGAAGCUUAUUUCGUGUUGAUAAUGACAGUCUACCAAACUACACGAAAUGUCCAUAAGUUGUCUGUUAUAGAUCUUGCUGUAGUUUCUUUCUCUCUGGAAGGGCCGCUGGUAAAUGAAGUCCCGACCUCGUUUAUCGCAAUGGAAGCACUGCUGUGCUACAGUCAGCUCGAGGUCACCAAAUGAUUGAGUGGGUCAGAACAAAUGAUUUCACAGCAAUGUUGAGGGCUAAAUUUAGCUUUGGCUUGCUGUUUCGGAACUUUGUUCCAGAGAUUGUAAGACACUAAUUAGGGACACCUUCGAGCACUUGAAGCUGUGCCUCCAAUAUGGAACUACGGACAAGAUUACCAGCAAUCAGUUGAGUUGUACAAACGAACGCAUCAGAUUCACACUAAUUCUAAACUGUUGAAACCAUUUCUAAUGAAA
Messenger RNA from Anopheles moucheti, 1148 nucleotides. RefSeq lists its product as uncharacterized. The transcript is spliced from 2 exons. Gene Ontology annotation, molecular function: heme binding. The record is from RefSeq and is a predicted model, not a curated record. Gene Ontology annotation, cellular component: intracellular membrane-bounded organelle; membrane. NCBI's taxonomy places the organism in Eukaryota, Metazoa, Arthropoda, Insecta, Diptera, Culicidae. The coding region runs from base 1 to 450 and encodes 149 amino acids.